Messenger RNA from Rangifer tarandus platyrhynchus (Svalbard reindeer), 525 nucleotides. NCBI's taxonomy places the organism in Eukaryota, Metazoa, Chordata, Mammalia, Artiodactyla, Cervidae. The record is from the annotation of a GenBank genome assembly.
AUGCCCCCCCACCCUUCCUGUUUUUCUUCCUCCCACGAAGACAACCACACAGGAGAAUAUGUGGAAGAGAGCAUCUCAGCUGAAGUCAUUUGGGAUGGAGCGGAGAAAGGAAUGGGAGAUGCUACCGGAAUCUUGUUUUUGCUAGAUCUUUCUCCAAGUCGAACGCCGCAGAGGCGCCACGCCCUCUGCGUCCUGGCGGCGGGCUGGCGCGACCUGGAGCACCGCCAGAAACGCAGCGCGCUGCUGAAAGGAGAGGCUUGGAGGUGGGUGGGAGUUCUUUCUGGAAACUUAUAUCACCGGUUCUUCUCUGUAACCGGAGAGAUCGUGGGAGGUGGGGAGGUCGGGAAGCCCAGGAGCGAACGAGGAAGGGGGCACCCCUUGCCCACUGAGGCUUGGCCUGGAGCUCAAGACGUUCUGAAAUUUGAUUUUAAAGUAAAGAAGCUGGACUCUGAGGCUGUGGCCAUGCUGCAGUGGGUGUGGAAGCUGGAGAGAGGAGAUCACGCAGAAGUUACGCGGCGAGCCUAG